Molecule: messenger RNA, 545 nt
Organism: Sinocyclocheilus anshuiensis
Lineage: Eukaryota; Metazoa; Chordata; Actinopteri; Cypriniformes; Cyprinidae
Product: transmembrane protein 100-like
Exons: 1
Coding region: 205-540 (111 amino acids)
Biological process (GO): cellular response to BMP stimulus
Cellular component (GO): plasma membrane
Source: RefSeq, a predicted model, not a curated record
UCAAUGAAUACAUUAAUAAAUAUAAUAAUUCACUUUUCAUCUAAGGAUUUAGAACAGGUUUACAUUAAAAAUUGGUUAUUAUUUUUGAUCUUAGAAAUGCUGCAACGAACUAAAACGGUCUCAGCAUCAUUGGUAAAGAGCAAGAGGAACCCGAAAGUAACCAAGCAAAAGUGAAUUAAACAUCCCAGCAGCUUUCACUGGACCAUGAGCACUGAUCAUUCUGCGCUGAAGGGUUCAGCCCUGGUUAAUGGAGCAGAGCUGACGACGGCCACUGGAGGAGCGGAAGGGUCCUGCUCUCGCUGCACUCUUCCAUUCGGUGUUGUUCUCCUGAUCAUUGGUGUUGCAGUCACAGCGGUAGCCUACAGCUUCAGCACCCACGGAUCGACCAUCUCCAUUCUAGGACUUCUGCUCCUCACCAGUGCACUGUUGCUUCUGGGCUUCAGUGCAGUAUGCAGAAGAUGCAGAAAGAGAAGAAAAAUGGACAAAGCGUGGGAGAGUCAAACUGACCUGGUAGAGAGUCUGAGAAAUAGCUUUGACUGAAAUAU